Eriocheir sinensis (Chinese mitten crab) is the source of this 1710-nucleotide messenger RNA. RefSeq lists its product as uncharacterized. The transcript is spliced from 4 exons. The record is from RefSeq and is a predicted model, not a curated record. NCBI's taxonomy places the organism in Eukaryota, Metazoa, Arthropoda, Malacostraca, Decapoda, Varunidae. The coding region runs from base 1091 to 1492 and encodes 133 amino acids.
ACCUCUGUUAUAUUCCAUCUUACUUAUUUUCUGUGAACGGGAAUCUUGUUUGUAUUUAAGGAGCCAACUCUGAAUUCAAUAGCCGACAAAUGACUUAAAUAUUUCGUAGUCCAAGUUAGUGCUGCGUCAACCCAAGAGGAAAUGACAACCGCAUUGCUUUGCUCGCCCUGUUUAUGUGUUAAUAUACUAAUGCAUCGUAUCAUAUAACGAGAAAAACAUAUCAACACGACACGGAUGCAGUAACAUAGCUGAUCUCUCAUUGUCUGGUGGUGGGGUGCCGUCCUGCAGCUGGAGGAGUCAGACAUCCCUGAGGUGGGCUCCGUGGGCACCAACUUCCUGACGCAGCUGGAGGCGAGCAACGACCCAGUGGUGCGGCGUCUCUCGGGCCGGUACCGCGCCGUUGACACCCCGGAGGAAGGCCUAGCGCUCACCGCCAGCAGGAAGUGUGCAGUAGUAGUAGUAGUAGUAGUGGUAGUAGUAGUAGGAGCAGAAGUAUAUAGUUGUUGUUCUUUACUUUUCUUAUUUUCUUCCCUCACUAUACACGCAAACUAAAAAGAACAAAAUGAAGCACCAAAACAGAGAAAACAGUACCGGUAAGUGAUGAAAAAUGUGCAUGCAGACGUAACAAAGUCAUCUUCACUUUAUAAAACAACAAUGCUUUAGACUUCCCUCGAUACCAAGCCACAUAAAUUAAAAAAAAAAAACCCUGCCCCUCUUUCACUUUCUGCACGGCCUUUUUUUUAGUGCACCCUGAUACUCACGGUGAUAAGCCUCAUAUCUGCCGCUUUCUUAAUCUCGAUCUCCACUCCCAGUUCCCAGUUUGCUAUUGCUCCAUAGUCUGCUUCAGGAUUCGUCAAGCUUUCUUACUGCGACCCAGUUUAUUUUUAAGCAUUUCUCUCACGACUGAUUUUUACUUCUCUUGACAAUUUUAAGAGCUGUGUACAAUCUGCCGUCUGGAAUUUAUUGAUCUAUUUGCAAAGGAGUAACAACCCAAAGAAUAGUCUAUCGCGACACAUACAAGGUCACAGGUCUCACCAUGAUGAACCACGGCGUGCUCAUGACAUGAAUAUGGUCCUUCAGGUACGCCCUGAUGGAGAACCGCCACUUCCUGGAACACGUCAUCGCCGCCAACUUCACCAACAGGCUGGGCGAGGAGACGCUGCACGUGAUGCGGGAGUGCUUCCUCGCCUUCAGGAUAGCUCUCGUGAUGCCCAAGAACGCUCCCUACAAGCCCAACUUUGACGCCGUGGUGGUGCGGGCGGUGGAGGCCGGCCUGGUGAAGUACUGGAACGAGGACAUGCUGCGGAGGAGCCGUUGCAUGGGCCAGGAGGAGCCGCAGGACGACAGCGACGAGCGGCAGUUCACCGUCAGCGACUUGGAGGGCGCGUGGGUCAUCCUGGGCCUGGGUGUCAUGUCCGCCUUCGUCGCCUUCCUCGCGGAGCUCGCCACUCGCCACCUGCACCCACCUGUCCUGUGUCAGUUUGGGUUCUGAAGACUCACGGUAGCUCUCUUGUCGCCGCUUAGUUUCUUCAGGAGCCCAGAAACGGAUCUUCAUCGCCCUCUGUCGCGUAACGAAAGUGGUGGAAAAUAGUUUGGCUGUUAUCCGUCUGUCUAUUUAUCUGUCUGUCUGUCUGUUUACCUGCUUGUCUGUUACCAAAAUAUAUGAAAAUGGAUUUACAUAUUGUCCCCAAGUAUACAUGAGAACAUCCA